GCCCCCGGGCGCGCGCUGCAGCGAGGCGGCGUCUCCCGCGCGCAGAGCAGGAGGCCGGCGGCAGCGGCGGCGGACGGGGAGCAGAUCCAGAACCCAGCUCUCGGCACCAUGAACCCCGCCCUCAGCAUCGCUCUCCUGCUGACAGGCUUGCAGGUGGCCGGCGGACAGAAGGUGACCAGCCUGACGGCCUGCCUGGAGGACCAGAGCCUGCGCCUGGACUGCCGCCAUGAGAACUCCACGAGCCUGCCCAUACAGUUCCAGUUCAGCCUCACCCGCGACUCCAAGAAGCACGUGCUGUUAGGCACGUUGGGGGUCCCCGAGCACACGUACCGCUCCCGCACCAACCUCACCAACAGGAACACCCUCAAGGUCCUCUACCUGUCCGGCUUCAGCUCCCGGGACGAGGGGCUGUACACCUGCGAGCUGCACCUCCCCGGCCAGCUCCACGUCUCCCAGAAGAACAUCUCUGUGCUGAGAGACAAGCUGGUCAAGUGCAGGGGCGUCAGCCUGCUGGCCCAGGACACCUCGUGGCUGCUGCUGCUGCUGCUCUCCCUGCCUCUCCUGCAGGCCCUGGAUUUCAUCUCCCUGUGACCUGUGACCUGUGACCAGAUGGGCCACAGAGGACACAGGAAACCACAGGCCCCGUCCAGACAGCUUCCUCCUCCCGGUCAGCUGACCCCUCCCCCAGUCCCUUAGACACCGGGGGAGAUGGGGACCCCACCCUCACAAGGAGUCCUGUGCUGCAUGCCAUCAUCUACCCACUCCCCAAGCCCGCCCCCAAACGCCUCCCACCCUCCUCACACCACUGGCUUCUCGUCCUUGCUCCAGAGCUGCUGCUGCUGCUGUAGUUUAUUCAGGGUUUUCCUUCCUUUUCUUGGGGAGUUUGUGAAAAGGAAAGCCAGGCUGGGGCCUGAUGGACAGUGAGGACAGGGGCGGGGCUGUGGGGCGGAAGGGUACCUGUGGGGUGGGGGGAGUCAGCCUGUCCUGGGGAACAGACGUGGGAGGGAGGUGUGCUUGGGUGCAGAGCCCCCUCAGCAGCCCCGCCCAGACGUGAGGGCCGCUGGCGCCUGUGGUCUGUAUGUGAGGAGAGAGCCGGGGGCGUCCUCCCCGCAGCCUGAAGCUGGCCUCUUCCCACAGACAAGCUGGUCCAGUGGAGGCCUCGGUCCAGUGGAGGCCUCGGUCCAGUGGAGGCAGUGCUAACGAGGGCGGGAGGGGGUGAAGGGAGGGCCCCUCCUCUCUCCCUCCAUCGGGAUGCUGAGAAGGGGCCUGCCGCCUCUCGCUGCCUCCCUAGCAGCUGAGCGGUGUCUGUCCCAGCCCCUAAGAACCCCGGACGCUGACCUGGAGGCGGUGAGGGGCCAGGGAGCCCAGAGCCACGGGUUUGGCCCCAAUGUUUGUCCAGGAGGCAGAGGCGUUUCCUUCCCUCCCAGCCCCAGCUGGCGCCUGAGCCUCACCCCCUGCCCCACAGCCUGCUUCCGGGGGGGUCUGGGGCAAGCCCUGAGGAAUGGAUUUCCCCGACACCCAGCCCCCGGCCUGCCUGGCAGCUCUGCCUCGCCCUGUGACAUGCAUUGUGCCCCCGCUUACGGCAUCUCAUUGAGGAAGAAGAAAACUGCACAAUAAACCAACCUCUGGAA
Eptesicus fuscus (big brown bat) is the source of this 1631-nucleotide messenger RNA. It is a transcript of the gene THY1, whose product is annotated as Thy-1 cell surface antigen. Bases 109 to 591 code for a protein of 160 amino acids. The transcript has 4 exons. The record is from RefSeq and is a predicted model, not a curated record. NCBI's taxonomy places the organism in Eukaryota, Metazoa, Chordata, Mammalia, Chiroptera, Vespertilionidae.